Episyrphus balteatus (marmalade hoverfly) is the source of this 690-nucleotide messenger RNA. RefSeq names its product major royal jelly protein 5-like. The transcript is spliced from 5 exons. NCBI's taxonomy places the organism in Eukaryota, Metazoa, Arthropoda, Insecta, Diptera, Syrphidae. Bases 1 to 690 code for a protein of 229 amino acids. The record is from RefSeq and is a predicted model, not a curated record.
AUGUCAUAUACUGAAAAAGCCUACAGAUGCAUCUGUAGUUUUACUGCUCAGCAUUACAUCAAUCCUUUGCUCUUGUUAAAAGACACUCGUAGACUUAACGCAACGAGUGCUGGAAGUACUAGCGUUCGUGAGCAGCCACAGGCAAUACCAACAAGAAGUGACAAGUGUGACAAGAGUGACAAGAGUGACAAAAGUGACAAUUGUGACAGGAGUAAUAAGAGUGAUAAGUGUGACAAGUACGAUAAUAAUUGUGAAAAGUGUGACAAGUAUGAUAAGAGUGAUAGGAGUGACAAGAGUGACAAGUGUGACAAAUGUGACAAGUGUGACAAGAGUGACAAUUGUGACAACAGUGACAAGAUUGUAAAUUGUGACAAGAGUGAUAAGUGCAACAAGUGCGACAAUAAUUGUGAAAAGUGUGACAAGUAUGAGAAGAGUGACAGGAGUGACAAAGUGAGUGACAAAAGUGAGAAGAGUGACAAGUGUGACAAGAGUGACAGGAGUGACAAAAGUAACAAGAGUGACAAUUGUGACAACAGUGAAAAGAGUGUAAAUUGUGACAAGAGUGAUAAGUGCGACAAGUGCGACAAGUGCGACAAUAAUUGUGAAAAGUGUGACAACUAUGAGAAGAGUGACAGGAUUGAUAAAGUGACAAAAGUGGAAAGAGUUAAAAGAGUGACAAGAGUGACCUAA